Messenger RNA from Pseudozyma hubeiensis SY62, 654 nucleotides. Its product is annotated as indoleamine 2,3-dioxygenase. The record is from RefSeq and is a predicted model, not a curated record. Bases 1 to 654 code for a protein of 217 amino acids. The transcript has a single exon. NCBI's taxonomy places the organism in Eukaryota, Fungi, Basidiomycota, Ustilaginomycetes, Ustilaginales, Ustilaginaceae.
AUGUCACGCAAAGGAAAUCUCUCCUCCCGCUCCCUGCAGUACACCGCGCCCUCCACCCCCAACUUUCUCAAAGCGCUCAAAGCCCAAGUCGCCACCAGCGAACGCUACAACACCACCACUGACCGUCCCCGCGAUGAACUCGACAGCCUUGUCACCUCCACUUCCUCAUCAUCUUCAAGCGGAAAGAGGCGGAAGCGCGACGACAAUCAAGAAGACGAAGGACUCGAUAGCGAGGACGAGAUGAACGGUGCGCAGGUCGUCGUCCUCAAAGAAGGCAAGCAUCUAUCCCACGACGAAGCGUUGAUGCUCAAACAAUCAGCCACCGCCACAACACGGUCGAGUCAAGAGGAGGCAAAGAGGCCAACGCAGAACAUCGCAUCCUCAAACAGUGCUGAUGCGAAGGCGAAACGGCGCAAGCCCAUCGGUGUCCAAGAUGAAGCGCAAACCGAUGCUUCUCUGAUCCCCAUCCUCGACGAAACCGCUUCAAAGAAACGCACCGCCGAUCCACUAGCCGACGUCAAACAGCUCAUCCGUCAGUCUCGUCCCCACCCAAAGCACAAGCAACAAGACAAACCCCGCGCCAAACAAGCACAGACCAAGAAACUCAAAGCUCAAUCUGGCAAAGGUCUCAGCUUCAACUUCGACGACGACUAA